Molecule: messenger RNA, 5880 nt
Organism: Seriola aureovittata
Lineage: Eukaryota; Metazoa; Chordata; Actinopteri; Carangiformes; Carangidae
Product: unconventional myosin-XV-like
Exons: 8
Coding region: 265-5880 (1871 amino acids)
Biological process (GO): regulation of actin filament polymerization
Cellular component (GO): plasma membrane; actin filament; cortical actin cytoskeleton
Molecular function (GO): actin filament binding
Source: RefSeq, a predicted model, not a curated record
AGGAAGAGGAUGGGGAGACUUGCCUACGGUGCUCCAGUGACUUGAAUGACUGUAGAGGUUGGGUGUGAAGAGGAGCCUUCAUGGGGACCAGAUCUGAACAGAGUAGAACUGCUUUGGCCAGGUGGACCUGUCCUCACACAGAUAGCGAACCUGCAUAUAGUGCCGGCACAGAGUCAACCCGACAUAUCUAAACCAAGGAAUCUUUUAAAGGUUUACAGCAUUGCCUGAAGAAAGGGCAUGGUGUGCUCUUAGCCACUUGUCAAAAUGCCCAGCAAGAAAGACCCCAAGAAGGACGCGAAGAAGGGUGGAAAACCUGUACCAGAGAAAAAGAAAGAGGAGGAAAAGAAAGGGAAAGAUGACAAAAAGGGAGGAAAAGAUGACAAGAAAACCAGUAAGGAUGAUAAGAAAGGUGGAAAGGAUGAUAAGAAAGGGGGGAAGGAUGAUAAGAAAGGUGGAAAAGAUGAUAAGAAAGGGGGGAAGAAGGGAAAAGAGGAGCCCUCUAAGGGUAAAGAUGAUGGAAAGAAAGGAAAAGACAAAGGAAAAGGUAAGAAAGUGGAGGAAGAGGAGGAAGAGGAGGAGCUCCUCAGUGAUGAGGAAGAGGAUGAAGAGUUAAGUGAAGAACUGGAUGAGGAGGAGGAAUACUCAGAAGAUGACAGGAGAGGGAAGGGGCGAGGAGGCAAAGGGGUGAAGGGAAAGAAAGGGGGGAAGUCUAGACGUGGCGAAGAGUCAGAGGAAGAGGAGGAAGAGGAUGAAGAGGAAGAAGAUGAGUAUGACGAGGAUGAGGAGGAUUACGGCAAAUCCAAAAAGAAAUCUAAAGAUGACCGCCACCAUAAAGGAGGGAAAUCGGAUGCUGAUGCAAAGAAAAAGAAAGGCAAAAAGAAAGAGGAAGCUCCACCACCUCCAGUAAGGGAAAUCCCAAGGAAAGGUCUGAAGAACAUGUCCAGGAUGUUCAUGAAGUUUUCUGGUUUCAAACGACGCAGGAACAGCAGGAAGAAGCUGAAAAGUACAUCGCGUUUGUUCCUGAGGUUGGGGAAGAGAAAGAACCGACUUGCUAAGAAGAAACGCCGGAAGUCCAUUCUGAAGAACACCUCUCGAUUCAUGAUGAGGUUCAAGAUCAGCAAAAAGAAGAAAAAGGAGAAAGAGGCCAGAGAGCAAGCGGCAGCAAAUGGUGGUAAGAAGCCAACCUAUAUGCUGCUUCGUCUAGGGGGAGGGAGACAAUCAAUUGAGAAGAAAGGGGGCUUCUUCAAAGGCUUAUUUCGAAAAAAGGAUGGUGACGGGCCCACUGAGGACUUCAAGAACAGAAGUAUGUUGCUGGGUAAGGUUGCAGCGGUAACUAACUGGCUGACCAAACGCUUCCUGACAAGUAAAAUGCGAGGGAAUUCCGGACACCAUGGCUGGGGGGGACGUAGAGCACACAGCCGACAAGCCAGCUCCAGAGGUCACCUCCGUGGUUACCGUAACGAUGGCUAUGAGCAUGGGGAGGAGGCUUAUGGAUUUGACCACCGACAUUCAAUCCGCCAGAAAGGUUAUGGAGAUCAUGAAGAUGGUUAUGGUGGUUACGGAGAUGCAGCAUAUGGAAGCCAGGGUCAGUUUGGUUACUAUGACAAUGGAACAGGGGGAGCAGACUAUCAAGACCUGGGUUACUAUGAGGAAGAAGGACUCUAUGAUCCAAAUGCAGAAUAUUAUGAAGGUGGUCUUUACGAUGAGAGCACGGGGGACUACUAUGACCCGUAUUCCUCUGCCCAAGGCUACUAUAACGACCAGGAAGCUGAUUACUAUGGUUACCAGCAACAACAGGCAGUGGCAAUGUAUGGUGACGAGGGUCUAGACUAUUAUGCACAAAAUGGUGAGGACCAUAUGUAUGAAGGAGCGGUAGAUGGAUUCCUUGACCCUCAGGCUCAGGGUUAUUAUGAUGAAAACGGUCAAGGAGUUUACUACAGUGAUGGACAAGGGGAUUACUAUGACAACGGACAGGGAGGUUAUUAUGAGACCCCUUAUGCAGCAACUAUGGGAAUGCAAGGGGGAUUUCCACCAGACUAUCAACUUAGCUAUAGCGAUGCUGGCAUGCUUUACCAAGACUACAGCUCCCAGCAGGCCAUUGGAUUCCCACCAGGAGGUCAGCAGGUCUUUGGCUUCGGAGGGCAGGGGAUGGAUCAGGUACAGGGCCUGUAUGGGGACCAGUAUGCAGGUCAGUUGGAUCAGUAUGGGGAUGGUACCGGUGGACUUCAGAGAGGGGAGAUGACAUUCAGAGUUCCUAGACCUCAAGUACGCCUAUUUGGGAAAGAGCGUCUGGAUGUCCCCCUGCCCCCUCCGCCUACUUUGCCACCUGAUCCAGAAUUUGAAGACAUGUCAGAAAUCCAGUAUGAAAACCAGAUUCCUCUUGCACCAGGUCAACCUGGUGACAUGAUGUCAUUACAGGCACAAAUGGCAAUGCCACCACAACAACAAAUGAUGUUUUCUCCUCAAGAACAAAUGAUGAUGGCCCCACAGAUGAUGUCACCACAGCAACAGAUGAUGAUGCAACAAGAACAGGGUGUGCCCCCCCAAAUGAUGCCAUCACAGAUGAUGUCAUCACAGCAGCAGAUGAUGUUACAACAAGAACAGGGUAUGCCCCCCCAAAUGAUGCCAUCACAGAUGAUGUCACCACAGCAGCAGAUGAUGUUACCACAGCAACAGAUGAUGUCACAACAAAUGUUGUCACCACAAGAGCAGAUGAUGUCACAGCAAAUGAUGCUACCACAGCAACAAAUGAUGUCCCCACAAAUGAUUUCACCACAGCAGCAGAUGAUGACAGAUCCAAUGAUGAUGUCACAGCAACAGGGUUAUGGCCUGCCGUCAAUCCCUACUCCAACUGCCAUGAUUAUUAAACAAGCAGGUAUGUCCCCGCUUGCUGCACGCCGUCUCCAACCCUCUCCAACUCCAUCCCGCCGCUCUGUCAUGAUGCCCUCCCCACAAAUGCAACAUCAUCGCUCUGCCAUGGCAUCCCCAGUAUCUUCUUCUAUGCUUCCUCAGAGACGAAGCCCCUCCCCACAACCAUCCAUGAGAAAUGGGUUCAUUAGCGCCCAAAGACCCCCCUCUGUUAUGUCGAGACAGAUCUCACCUCCCUCUUCCCCCAUGGCGUCCCCUUUCGCCCAUCGUAGAAUGCAACCUCAGAGAUCACCGUCUCCUCUGGCCCGAGGACCCUCAGCCCCUCCUUCCCCCCGUGCUUCUAUGAUGCGGCGAAGUCCUCCACCCUCACCACGAGCAUCAAUGAGGCAACGUUCUCCACCUUCCUCACCCCGUGCUUCCAUGAGGAGGCGAAGUCCCCCAUCGUCACCAAUUCCUGCUCGCAGCCCGUUUGGAGGGAGACGGAUGCGUGGACCGCCCUCACCUUCCUUCUCCCCCAGUCAUGCAUCUCCCCCUCUGUCUCCACAGCUCAGUAGAAGACCGUCUCCCUCUCCAUCUCAUCGCAGUUCAUCCCCUGCAGGGCCCCGUCCUGCCCCAUCAUCCCCUACCCUCUCUCGUCGCUCUACUCGGCUGCUCAGGGACCCCACGCCCUUGGCCAGGCCCAGGAUGGGGGGAAAUGUUCCUUUAGGUGCUGUCAGACCCUCCCCUAUGGGUCUCAGAGGGCGUCCAGUGCCCCCUCCCACCCAGAAUGUGCGUCCAUUCCGUGCUGCCUCUAUAAGAAGCAAUGCGUCUUCUGUUCUCACAGUGGACUCAUCCCUCCCUUCCCCUUUCCAUUCCCCUCACAUGGUUCACCGUGCUCCCCUGGGGAGGAGAGAAUCUGGCCGAUUUCCUCCUCGCCCCAUCGCUCGAGGACGUCCCCUCAUGGCUCAACAUUCAAUGAGAAGGAUGCCUCCUGCUUCUCCACAACCCUCCCUGAAACACAUGCCAUGUCCUGCAUCCCCGCGCCUCUCUCCUCGACUCUUUCGUCAGUCCUCCCCCCUCCUGCCCCCUCGAGCUACCCGUCCACCCACAUAUGCACCAGAAGCAUAUGUGUCCGGCCCCUAUGCUGAUCCCAAUGCUGAGCAGUUUGUUGUGCCCCCUUCUCCCAUGUUAUCUGGUGCUUUGCAGAACCAGGCUAUUCGUCAGGCCUCUUUCUCUUCACCCCUUGGCCCAGGGGCAGCCCAGGUGGUAGGCAUGAGUGAGAUGGCCACUGAAUAUGUAGAACCAUAUGGUCUUUCUGGCGCAAUGCAAAACCCGGCCAUUCGGGAUGCGUCUUAUGUCCCCCCACUGCAGAGACCAAUGUCUCCCUAUGAGCAGCCUAUGGCCCCUUCAUCUCCCAUGCUGUCUGGGGCUCUGCAGAAUCAAGCUAUACGAGAUGCAUCCUAUGUUUCUCCUUUACAAACACCACUGUCAGCUUAUGAGGAGCCUAUGCCUCCUUCUUCCCCGAUGCUGUCUGGAGCUCUGCAGAAUCAGGCAGUGAGGGAAGCAUCCUAUGUGUCUCCCCUUCAUAGGCCUCAGUCCCCAUAUGCUCCAUCUGUACCUUCUUCCCCAAUGCUCUCUGGAGCCAUGAGACACGGUCAGGCACUAAGAGGUGUGGCUUCUUAUCAGACUCCACAGCUCCGUUCACCAUACGGACCGACUGUUGUUACCCCAUACGAUUAUAUCUCCGAGCCUGGCCCAGCACCACUGCUCCAUGACGCCCUGCAGAACCGAUCUGAUUUGCAAGGUGUUUCAUCUUUAAGAUCACCAAUGAUGCAACGCCGUAACCCUUAUGCACCAGCUGGACCUCAGCUCCACAGUGCAUUACAACAGAACCCAAACCUCCGCCAAGCAUCUUAUCAGACACCUGUGCAACUCAGACGUUCUCCAUACGGCCCCGCACCACCCUCUUCACCAAUGUUAGGACGAGCGCUGCAGAAUCCACAGGUGAUGCAGGCAUCGUACCGGCUGCCAGACGGAACCUUUGUGUCACCAUAUGCAGAUCCACGCUCCUCCCCUUUGCUCGGCCAUGCCUUGCAGAACCAACAAGUUCGUGGAGCAUCAUACACCUUGCCUGAUGGAUCAGUUAUCAGGGACCCUCGAGUCCCCCAGAAGCCCAUGUCUCCUAGCCUUUCUAGAGCUAUUCAGAACCGGGAUCUCAGGACUGCUUCAUAUACUCUCCCUGAUGGCACCAUUAUAGACCCUCGACAGCAACAACAAAUUUCCCCAAGCCUGGCUUCGGCUCUGAACAACCCAGCGCUGCGUGAAGCCUCCUACUCUCUCCCCGAUGGCACGAUUGUGAUUGACCCCAAGAAACAGAAGUCCCCGAACCUGUCAGCAGCACUUCAGAACCCUUACCUGAAGAGUGCUUCGUACACCCUGCCAGAUGGCACUAUCAUCAUUGAUCCACGGAAACCUGUCUCUCCAAACCUGCAGAGCGCCCUUCAAAACUCUUCCCUGCUGAACACCUCCCUCACAUUACCGGAAGGGAUUCAAGAUCCCAAUACACCCAUAUCACCAAACCUGGCUAAGGCUCUCAACAACCCAGCCUUGAAAGGAGCUUCCUACACCCUCCCAGAUGGAACUAUUAUAGUGGACCCGAGGAAACCAAAGAGCCCCAACCUGGCAGUCGCCCUGCAGAACCCCUAUCUAAAGGGUGUGUCGUACACCCUGCCUGAUGGAACAAUCAUCAUCGACCCACGGAAACCGGUUUCCCCUGACCUGUCUACAGCUCUUCUGAAUAAGAACCUUCGUAACGCAUCAUACCAGCUCCCUGAUGGUUCCUUGGUUAUCCCUGGCCAGAAGCCCUCCACUCCCAACCUUACAGCCGCUCUGAGGCAGAACCAGGCGCUUCGUUCUAAAGGUCUCUUUCACCUGUCAGAAAACUCAGUACUGUCAGGGACACCAAAACCCACCGCUCCCAACCUCGCCUCUGUGCUGCAGAAUGAGGAACUCCGUGGUGUCAGUUACAGGUAG